AUGCCGAAUUCCCUCCCUGGUGGCCAGGCCCCCCACCCUACUCUGGACACAGUUGAUCUAGUGGACCGGAGUCUGAGAAAUGCAGGGACCGCUCAUCUUGCCCCAGUCUUGGAAGAAGAGGCCACAGAUCCCUGGGCCCUCCCUCAGCUGAAGGACACUAGCCAGUCCUGGAAAGAGCUCAGCAUGGCUGGCAGGCUGCGCCAGGUGGUCAUAAGCUUUCUCAAGGCCUGUGGACUCCUUGGCAAUCUCUACUUCUUCAUCUGCUCCCUGGACAUCCUCAGCUCUGCCUUCCAGCUGCUGGGCAGCAGAAUGGCUGGAGACAUCUUUAAGGACAAUGUGGUGCUGUCCAACCCUGUGGCUGGACUGGUCAUUGGCGUGCUGGUCACAGUCCUUGUCCAGAGCUCCAGCACUUCCUCCUCCAUCGUGGUCAGCAUGGUGGCCUCUAAGUUGCUGACUGUCCAGGCAUCUGUGCCUGUCAUUAUGGGCGUCAACGUGGGCACAUCCAUCACCAGCACCUUGGUCUCAAUGGCCCAAUCAGGGGAACGAAAUGAGUUUCGGAGGGCUUUCAGUGGUUCAGCUGUGCACAGCAUCUUCAACUGGCUAACAGUGCUGAUCUUGCUGCCACUGGAGAGCGCCACAAGCAUGCUGGAGAGGCUCAGUGAGCUGGCGCUGGGUGCCACCCGCCUGCAGCCUGGGGCUCAGGCACCUGACAUCCUGAAGGUGCUGACGCAGCCACUCACACACCUCAUCGUGCAGCUGGACACCGACGGGAUCAUAGGCAACACCACCAAAAGUAGCCUCAUUAAGCGAUGGUGCGGCACCAAGGAGCAGACGGGGAACAACAGCGAAUGUGGAGCCUUCGGCCUCUGCACCGAGAGGAACAGCUCGACCCCAGAGGACCGGCUACCCUGCCGCCACUUGUUUGCCGGCACGGCGCUGACCGAUCUGGCCGUGGGCUGCAUUCUGCUGGCCGGUUCUUUGCUGGUGCUCUGCACCUGCCUGGUUCUCAUCGUCAAGCUGCUCAACUCGGUGCUGCGCGGCCGGGUCGCCCAGGCGGUGCGGACGGUCAUCAACGCCGACUUCCCCUUCCCCUUCGGCUGGCUUAGCGGCUACCUGGCCAUCCUUGUGGGUGUCGGCCUGACCUUCGUGCUGCAGAGCAGUAGCGUCUUUACCGCAGCCAUAGUGCCCCUCAUCGGGGUCGGAGUGAUAAGCCUGGACCGGGCAUACCCUCUCUUCCUGGGCUCCAACAUCGGCACCACCACCACAGCCUUGCUGGCUGCCCUGGCCAGCCCAGCAGACAUGAUGCUCAGCGCUGUCCAGGUUGCCCUCAUCCACUUCUUCUUCAACCUGGCCGGCAUACUGCUGUGGUACCUGGUGCCCGCCUUGCGGCUGCCCAUCCCACUAGCCAAGCGCUUUGGGGACUUGACUGCCCGCUACCGCUGGGUAGCCAUUGCCUACCUGCUGCUCAGCUUCCUGCUGCUGCCCCUGGCAGCCUUCGGGCUCUCCCUGGCCGGGGGCGCAGUGCUGGCCUCAGUUGGGGGUUCUCUAGUGGGGCUAGUGCUCCUAGUUGUCCUGGUUAACAUACUGCAACACCGCCGGCCAACCUGGCUGCCCCACUGCCUGCGGUCCUGGGCCUGGCUGCCCCUCUGGCUCCACUCUCUGGAGCCCUGGGACCGCGUGGUGACCCGCUGCUGCCCCUGCAGAGCCUGCAGUCCCCCGAGGGUCAAUGACAAAGAGGGCCACUGCUAUGAGAACCCUGAGGUCUUGGCCUCCCAGCAGUUGUGA
Otolemur garnettii (small-eared galago) is the source of this 1785-nucleotide messenger RNA. It is a transcript of the gene SLC34A3, whose product is annotated as solute carrier family 34 member 3. Gene Ontology annotation, molecular function: sodium:phosphate symporter activity. Gene Ontology annotation, cellular component: apical plasma membrane; brush border; vesicle. The record is from RefSeq and is a predicted model, not a curated record. Lineage: Eukaryota; Metazoa; Chordata; Mammalia; Primates; Galagidae. Gene Ontology annotation, biological process: intracellular phosphate ion homeostasis; sodium-dependent phosphate transport. The coding region runs from base 1 to 1785 and encodes 594 amino acids. The transcript has 12 exons.